Capsaspora owczarzaki ATCC 30864 is the source of this 5987-nucleotide messenger RNA. RefSeq lists its product as hypothetical. Gene Ontology annotation, cellular component: cytosol; RQC complex. Gene Ontology annotation, molecular function: ribosomal large subunit binding; zinc ion binding; ubiquitin protein ligase activity. Lineage: Eukaryota; Filasterea; Ministeriida; Capsasporidae. The record is from RefSeq and is a predicted model, not a curated record. The transcript has 4 exons. Gene Ontology annotation, biological process: ribosome-associated ubiquitin-dependent protein catabolic process; rescue of stalled cytosolic ribosome. The coding region runs from base 141 to 5864 and encodes 1907 amino acids.
GUUUUCAUCAGUUCUCAGUUCUCAGUUCUCAGUUCUUUUUUUUUUUUUUCGUUUUUGUUCAUUCGCUCUGUGCGUUCAAGUUUUUUGUGUGCUUGUUCGUCACUCUUUGAGUUAAUAACAAAAACCAAGCAGGAAAGAAAAUGGGACGGAAACCAGCAGCACCGAACGCAGGUGCAUCGUCGACUGGCGCUGUGGCUGGCGGAGGAGGGCGCACACGCGAGGCGCUCGUGUCGCAGGACCCGUCGCUGCUCAACCGCGCGCGUAUCACAUUCUCAUCCCUGUCCAGCGGUGCCGCAGCAUCGUCGCCGUCGUCACCGUCAUCAGCUCCAUCAGCUUCAGCAGGAGCAGCUGCAGGGACCAGCAACGAUGCUGACGAGGGCGGCGACACACGCAGGCCGAUGAUGCCUCAGUCACCGCUCGCCAUCGUGCCGCCUGCCUCGCCAUCGCCGUCGUCCCCAGCGCCUUCGACUCUGGCAGGUGCGUUUGUUGGCGUCAGUGCUCCGUUCGGCGAAGGAGUCCCCAACGACGUGCGUCUGGCCUUCAGUCGCCUUGCCAAGCGAGAUGAUGUAACGCGUCUCAAGGCGCUUCAAGAAAUCCAAGGCUUGGUGGCAUCGCACUCGGUAGAAACACUGGCAGCGGUGGUAUUGCCGCAAUGGGCUGCGCUGCAUCCCAAGAUUGUCCAUGCGAUGGACCGUCGCGUGCGGGAGGCAUGUGCGCUGGUGUGCCGCGACCUGAUUGUCAAGACGAAAAAGCACUUUGCGCCGUACAUUAAAACGUGCAUUCCCUUGCUCGUCGAAGCGCGAUUUGAUCCAUACCCCACCGUCGCGCGUUGCGCUGCCGAGGCCCUCGACGCCGCGUUUCCGCCAGCCAAGCAGCUCGAUGUGCUUGUCUUUUGCAGUGCCGAGUUCCGCGAUCUCGCCUUCCACACUUUUAUCAAGCACACAAAGCCCGAGACCCUGUGCGACCCGCUCAAGUUGGCGGCGGAAGACAUUCCCGCUGCCUACGAGCGUAUGGUCGUUUCUGCCAUGCUUGCGAUGGCAUACGUCCUUGAGCGCCUGUCUGGUGCGGAUCCUGCAAAGCAGUACUCGGCUGCUGACCUCGCUCCAGUGUUUAGCGAGAGUGUCUUUUACAAACAGUUUGCCAACUACUCGGUGCCUGCCGUCCGCGCGGCCCACUUGUCUCUUCUCGGGGCGAUCUGUCGAUUUCAUCGCCCGUCCGCCGAGGCGAACAUGGGAUUGAUUGCUCCGGUUGCAUUCGCUGCCCUCGGUGAUGUUUCCCCCCAGUGCCAGACCCCUGCUUGGGCGUUGGUGCUGACACUUGUUCGCGACUAUCCCGACACCUGCUGGGAGAAUGUCAGCUUCCGCAAGUUGGUCAUGCCCAAGCUACUGGGCCUCUUGCGUUCGUCGGAAGGCGGGGAAGCGGCGGGCAGUGCUGGCGCAGUCUACCCUUGCCUUUUGCCACUGGUCGCGAGCAUUCCCUCUCGCUUGAUUGGCGAAGGCGCCGGGUUUCACCGCGAGCUACUGACUGCUCUGCUCCGUGGCCUGAGCAGCGUUCGUGGCGGAGUCAGCAACGGCAACUUGAAGGCCAACACGAAUGCAGCGGAGACUGCGCUUUGGAGUGCAUACUUUGAAUUGAUGCAGUACUUUUUGGUGUCGGAAACUCGUCAAGGACACACCGUUAGCGCGGUAACGACCUUCGUGGCCAAUGAGGAGCUCGAACGUCUGACUCGGCAGCAUCUCAAUGAGGCGGACUUGGCGUGGCCCAGCGCUGUUGUUGCCCGAGGGAUUGUGGCAACAUGCAGUCUUGCGCUUUCAAAAAGUAUCGAUGCCACCACCAGUGUCUCUGAUGCUCUACUCGCGAGCGUAGAACAGCACUUCAAGGCAGACCCCGCCGGUUCAGAGCCCAAGCUUGGUUUGCCGCAAUCUGAAUGGCUUGUUCGCGUCGUUGACCUUCUUGGAGCAUUGACUGUGGUCGCGUCGCCGGCCUCCGAUCUGGCUGUUGGCGUCGACGCCAUCUUUAUUCGCCUGCUCAAGUCACUGAAUGCAGCUCUUGACUCGAAGGCAACCAUCGGCCAGCUCGAUCUUGUUGCUGCAGUGUUGGUUGCAUUGGGGAAAGCACCGUCUGACGCAAGGUCGCGCGUGGUACUCAAAGCCCUUGCUGCCGACGACGACGACGACGACGACGACGACGACGACGACGACGACGACGACGACGACGACGACGACGAGGGCAGCCACCAAAGUGCGUUCGUGCUCGCUUUCGAUCAGCUGGUUUUGCCCGUGUGGAAGCAAGCCCUGCACCUUUCAGGCGACACUGCUGGUGCGUUCCGUGCGUCUGCGGCACGCUUGACCGCCGUGGUUUUGCAAGGCGGUCUUUCUUCACCUGCCACCUCGUUCGUCUCGGUCUGGUCCAAGCUUGUCGGUGAACUUGUAACUGCGCCCGAAGCAGACACCAUGCUGACCACAUUGCUCGAAACACUCGGCAGCUUUCUGGCUGACCAAGCGGCAACACCUCUUCUGGCGCGGGAGGCGUUGACUUUGCCAGAGCUGGAUCAGUUUGUGCUGGGGCGUCUUACCGCGCUGGAGCACUGCGAGGCGCCACUGCUUGCCUCGAAAAAAGCCGCUCUGAUCAAAGCCGCGUUGCAUCCAAGUGGCUGGUUUGUGUCGCUGGAACGGUUGCCAGCUUUGGUCGACGGUAUCAAGGCCUUGCUCCACGGAGGCGCACAGGCCGAUGCUGAGGCCAAGGGCGUUGCGAUGGGUUUGGUUGAAUCUCUUGCGAACUUUGCACCCGUCCAACAGUCGUCUGCGCCGCUUCUUGAGCUGGUUCCACAUCUGCAAGCCGACCUGCUGGCCACUGCGCUGGCAGCUGCGCGCGCGAGCGAGCCCGAGCUUUCGUCCGACGCUGCCCUGCUCCCCAACACCCAAUGUUGGUCGAGCAUCAUUCGACACGUGUUGUUUUCGAGCGCCAACUCAACAAAAGUCACGGUCGAAUUGUGGCGACAAGUCCGGGCGCUUUUUAGCUCGUCUGAAGUCGCCGACGUACUCAAGACAGCCACCGGCGCGGCCCAUCAUCACGUCAUCGCUGCGCUUGCGAAGGCUUUGGUGAAACUGUGUCCCCAUGUUGAUUUGGUCAAUCUGGCGCUGCAGCAGUGGGCAGAAUCGUUCGAUCAGGGCUAUGAUUCGCUGCUGACGAGCACGUUCCACCAAGCCGAGGCGUGGGUUGCUGGUCAGCUCCCGUGCUUCCAAACGCCAAGCAGCAUGUUGAUGAGUGUCUCUGUCAUCGAUCUCAACCCGAGCAUCGAGCAACGCGAUCUGCUGAUGCGUGCACUGCUGGAAGCGACUGUUUUGUCGGAAUUCUGCCGUCUGCUCCAGGAGCAGCAGGCUACCGCUGCCGACCAUGCCCGAAGCGACCCGGGCAGAGUUGCCCCGCGGGUUGCUCUCGUGCACAACUGGGUUGCGGCUGCUCUUGCCGUUGACAUUGACACGACGCCGUUCGUAACGAGCACUCCUCGCCGGAUUGCCGAUGCAGGAUGGAUUGCUGCCAACCAUUUUGAACCGCUCAUGCAGCACACCCUCCAUCUGCUCGACCAAAACCGUGCGGCGCUCUUCAGCGUUUCGGCAGACGCGGUUUUAAACCCUGCCAACUUGCUUCAAGCCAUGACCCGCUCUCGUGCCUUUGCACUGUCCGUUUCGGCCGAAGAGUGGACUAGUUUCACCACUUUGGCUUUGAAGCACCUGGACGAAGCGCAUUCGAGUGGGGCACCUGCGGCCCUCGCACUGGCGGCGCUUGUUACGGCCGUUCGAACGCGUGCCAUGACUUUCCCUCUCGAUACCACCAAGUCCAAUUGGCGUGAUGAUUGCAUCAAGUCAUUGUGCCAAGCCAUUGUCGCUCGCCCUAAUGUUGCAGCUGGCACAGCAGGGCGAGCUGAAGCCGGUGGGUUUGGGCUUUUGGCCUUGUUGGCCGUUCUCCUGAGCUUGCCCCGUUCCAACUGCUUGAGUCGAGCGCUUUGCGAGGCUGUGCAGACGGUCUUGGUUGUGGUUCGAAAGUGGUACUCGGUCGGCUCUGCCGCACUGCUCGCCGGACCUUUGAAUAACGACAACGCAUCCCAACUGGGUGGCCACACGGCAGUGGCCGAGUUCCUUGGAGCUGCCUUGUCGAGCGACUGCUUCAGCAUGGUGACGACUGGUGCGCCGCAAAUUUUGUGCGCUCCGGAUGACUGGAUGUUUGUGGUGAGGCAAGCUGAAGGCUGGCUCAGCUUUACCUUCAAAAACCGACCCCGCGUCCAAGUGCAACUUGCGCCAACCGCUGCUCUGCAUGCCUCUGCCCUUCGUCUUGCUGCUGCGCUUUUGCAUGUGUGGCAUGACCCAGCCGCGGCUGGAAUUCGUCCAAUCUCAGACGAAGACUUGGGAGAAGAAAUGUACCGUUUUGCAUUUGAUGUGACCACGCAAGCCCUCUCUGCUUUUGUCGAGGAAGCCGUGCCGUUUGCUCGACAGACUGCUACGCAGCCCACGGCAGGCUCUGGCAUGCUCGGACUGCACGCAGUGCGCCCCAUCGCACCCUCCAAGUUUUUGCUCAUGGACUACCUCGCCGACCUCACUCAGCACGCCCCGGACGAUGUCGUGCUGGAUGCGCAGUGCUUUACCAAACUGUGCCGUCUGCUGCCGGCUGGCCAUGACUUUGUUCAACGGACAAGCUGGCGAGUGCUCAGCACGAUCGUUCAACUCUCAUCCCUCGCGUCGCUGUCGGCGGGAGAAGCGAGCUCGGGGCCUGGUGUGGCUGCUGGUGCUGCAACCGACGACACCGCCACCGCCACGACCGGAGGCAAGACGUACACGCCACCCCAACCACUCAUGAAUGUGAUUGCAGGUCUGGGCGAUAUCCAGCUGGAGCUCUCGCGCGACGAUGCACACUGGCGUCUCGGCUACAUGCUGGCCUGGUUUUUGCUCUUCCAGCAGUUUGAAGCUGCCGAGAGCCAAGUGCGAGCCGGCUUUGCGGACGUUUUGAGCGAGCGUGGCGUGGCGGAAGAGCUCAUGACGGUUGUGUUUUGCCACAUAGACCUCAGCACUGGCCGCGUUGAACCAGGCCUGCUGGAUGUCAUCCGUGACUGCUCUGCUGCAAGCGUCAUGUUGUGCUAUUCUGAUCGCCAUUCUCGCGUCGGCAACGGAUUUGCUGUCAGUCCUAGAUCGCGGGCUUUGCGUCGAGGCAUGACGUGCGUGGCCCCAACUCCGCUGUCUGUUCUGGCAUCGCAGCUCUUCAUCCGCGCUGUUGAGGCUACUCCGGCGUUGGUGCGGGCAUGGUGGAAUACUUGCGAUCGCAAUUUGAGUUUGGCAAUCGACCAUUUCAUGCGGCACCACGUCAGUCCCAUCCUAGUGCAGGUGGAAGUCGAUGCGGUCGAUGCCUUUGUCAAGUCACGCACGGCCUUCGAGAACGAGAGCAUGCGACUGGUGGCAUACGCGUCGACCCGCGAGGUGUCGGCGAGCUACAAGUUGGACGAAACGAGUGUCGAGCUCACAGUGCGCAUGGCACCCAACCAUCCGCUUCGCUUGCCCGAUGUGGACGGUGGGCGGCGCAUUGGCGUCAGCGAGUCUCAAUGGCGCAAGUGGCUGCUGCAGUUGACUGCCUUCCUUGCAUCACAGAAUGGACGCGUUGUUGACGGCAUUCUGCUCUGGAAGAGCAAUGCCGACAAGCACUUUGAAGGCGUCGAUGAUUGCCCCAUCUGCUAUUCUGUUAUUCAUGCCAUCAACUACUCGUUGCCGAGUUUGCGGUGCAAGACGUGCAAGAACAAGUUCCAUUCGGCAUGCUUGUACAAAUGGUUCAACUCGAGUGGCAAUUCGACAUGCCCGUUGUGUCGCAAUUUGUUCUGAAGCCCAAAGUCAAGCUGUGUUCUUGUGCUUUUUUUUUGUCGGCUUGGCUGCCAUCCUUGCUCGCUGUCUGCGCGUCGGUGUUGCUUUUGGUUCUUGUAAUGAAUGUGACACUUCCUAUGCUUG